Danio rerio (zebrafish) is the source of this 1018-nucleotide messenger RNA. The record is from RefSeq and is a predicted model, not a curated record. Lineage: Eukaryota; Metazoa; Chordata; Actinopteri; Cypriniformes; Danionidae.
UAAAGUAAUAUAAGGUGAAUAUGACCAAUUACCCAAACAGGAAGUUGUUUUCAAAUGUUAAUCCUCUUCUGCCGGUAGAUCCCUUUGCUUCAGCGGCUGGUACUGCUGAUAGUUCCCCUCAGUUGGACUUGUUCUCCAUGCAGCCAGUAGAUGACAGUAACUCUCUCUUUAGUUCAGUGGCGCCCUCUACUGUCCAGGAGUCACUCUCCACCAACACCAGCAAUGUAGCACCAACUGCUUCCCCAGCCCCAACGAUAGACCUGUUUGCUGGUUUUUUCGAUCCCAUGCCAGACUCAUCUGUUCCCAAACCAGACCCAAACCCCAGUCUAGACUUGUUUUCAGCAGAUGUGUUUGGCCCUCCUGCUCCUGCUUUAUCUGCCCCCAUGAGCUGGCCAGACAGUGGGGCAAAUCUGGACCUGUUUGGGGGUUGGUAACUACCCCAGUGUGCAUGAUGGGCGUCUGAUUUGCUCAGAGUUGCUGUGGUUUCUUUACACCUGGUAUUAAGAUGUAUUAUCAUUCCUACCACAGGUAGACCAAGGUUAUUAUAUAUUAUAUCAAUUUAACAAUUGUUAGUUUUAGUUUUUUCCACUUUUGAUCAGUUCCAGUGGUAGUUAAAAACACAUCUGACUGGAUUGCUUUAAUACUAUAUAUGAAUAUAAACAAUUGCACGUAUGUCUACGGACUAACACAGCGUCAUUAUAGGAUGAUUUGUGAGUGAGAUCAGAAAAAGAAGGUUGUAAUACUGUAUAAUUACAAUCAGAAAUGAAGCUGGUUCAGUAAUAAUCACAGUGUCUCAGUGAGCUCUCCUACAAAAGUGAUGGAGAACACAUUUGUAUGCAUCUUAAUAUCAAGUAGAUAGUGUCUUUUUUGGGGGGAAAUACAGGUUUUCUAUUGGACGAUCAACUACGGACAGUGGUUUAAAGGGAUUUAUUGACCUGACAAGAAAGGUGGAAAUUCUUAAAAAGGUUUGCUUGUGUGUGCGAGUUUGUUUCUAAGCACAUUUCUGGCUUUAAUAUAC